UUUAUAAAGGGGCCAGAGUGUAAGUAGAUUGCGGACCCUAGUCCAUCCUGCAGCCGAUAGACACCAUCUCCUUCCUACCGUCCUGUGUACACCCCAACCUGCAGCUACCAUGUCGGACCAGGCUCCCUUUGACACUGAUGUCAUCACCUUGACCCGCUUCGUGAUGGAGGAGGGCAGGAAAGCCAAGGGCACCGGAGAGCUGACCCAACUGCUCAACUCUCUGUGCACGGCUGUCAAAGCCAUCUCAUCGGCAGUGCGCAAGGCUGGCUUGGCCCAUCUCUAUGGCAUUGCUGGAUCCACAAAUGUGACAGGAGACCAAGUAAAAAAGCUGGAUGUUCUUUCAAACGACUUGGUCAUCAACACCUUGAAAGCGUCAUACAGUAGCUGUGUUCUUGUGUCAGAAGAAGACCAGCAUGCCCUCAUUGUGGAGCCUGAGAGAAGGGGUAAGUAUAUUGUCUGCUUUGACCCACUUGAUGGUUCCUCGAACAUCGACUGCCUUGUCUCUAUUGGGACAAUCUUUGCCAUCUACAAAAAGACUAGCGACGGUGAACCCUCUGAAAAUGAUGCUUUGCAACCAGGCCGUAAUAUAAUAGCUGCAGGCUACGCAUUAUAUGGCAGUGCUACGAUGAUUGUUUUAGCUACAGAUUGUGGCGUCAACGGUUUCAUGCUAGAUCCUGCAAUUGGAGAAUUCAUUUUGGUUGAUAAAGAUAUGAAGAUUAAAAAGAAGGGCAAUCUCUACAGUCUUAAUGAGGGCUAUGCCAAAUACUUUGAUGGUGCUGUUACAGAAUAUCUGCAGAAGAAAAAAUUCCCUGAAGAUGGCAGUUCACCUUAUGGAGCAAGAUAUGUUGGUUCAAUGGUUGCUGAUGUGCAUCGAACUCUGGUAUACGGAGGAAUCUUUCUGUACCCUGCUAAUUCAAAGAGUCCAAAAGGAAAGUUGAGGCUUCUGUAUGAGUGCAACCCAAUGGCCUACGUCAUGGAGAAGGCUGGAGGAAUGGCAUCUAAUGGACUGGAGCCAGUGCUGGACAUCGUUCCAACUGGUAUUCACCAAAGAAUGCCUAUAGCCAUGGGCUCACCAGAUGAUGUACAGGAAUACAUCGAAAUCUUCAAAAAACAUGCCCAAAAGUGAGGAACAGUUAGUGUAACUUCUGGCAGAUGGACCAAAGAAUUCAGAAUUCAUUUACCUACAUGCACUAUUACAAAAACCUCAGGAACCUUGAUUUUAUAGACAAUGCUGUGUCUAAUGUAAAAAAACAAAAACAACAAAUAAAAUGCUUUUAUAUAUUCUGUA
Molecule: messenger RNA, 1288 nt
Organism: Pelobates fuscus (common spadefoot toad)
Lineage: Eukaryota; Metazoa; Chordata; Amphibia; Anura; Pelobatidae
Gene: FBP1
Product: fructose-bisphosphatase 1
Exons: 7
Coding region: 110-1126 (338 amino acids)
Biological process (GO): fructose metabolic process; fructose 6-phosphate metabolic process; fructose 1,6-bisphosphate metabolic process
Cellular component (GO): cytosol; cytoplasm
Molecular function (GO): fructose 1,6-bisphosphate 1-phosphatase activity
Source: RefSeq, a predicted model, not a curated record